CAGGGAUCACAGCUGACAAGUUUAACUGCAGGGAGGUUGCAAUAAUUGGCUUUUGUUGAUUUUUCUCUUUCAUUAAUUAAUUGUUCCCCGUAAUAAAACUCGUUUUAUUAAUUAAUAAAAAAAGGGAGAUGGCCUCUCACGUGCCUCUGAGAUAUCUUACUCACCAGCAAAAGCUGUGCAACCUCUACAAAGAAUAUUUGAGGAAUCUGGAGUCUUGGCAUACUAAGAGGUUGGACUACAGAUACCAGGCAGUCUUAGCUCGUGAUAAAUUCGAUCAGUACAUGAAAAUCAACGACCCGGAGAAGUUAACAAAAGUAAUUAGUGAUGUCGAAGAGGAACUCUUUUUGACGCAACACUACCAGCCAAAAAUGUUUGCUAACAGUGUUAGAGGUAAUGCCUAUGGUCGUGAGGCUCACAUACCCGAUGUAGUACUUGACCACUGGCAUCCACUUGAAAAGGCUCAAUAUCCAGAGUAUUUUGCUACGAGGGAAAAAAGGAAGGAAGAAUUCGUCCGCAUGUGGGAGAAGGAGUUCUCAAAAAGUACAUAAAACACAAUUAUGUCAUUAGAUACUUUUAAUUUCUCUCCAAAUUGUUGAUGUAAUAGAUUAAAGUGUACAUUACUUGUUGA
Molecule: messenger RNA, 628 nt
Organism: Cimex lectularius (bed bug)
Lineage: Eukaryota; Metazoa; Arthropoda; Insecta; Hemiptera; Cimicidae
Gene: ND-B22
Product: NADH dehydrogenase [ubiquinone] 1 beta subcomplex subunit 9
Exons: 3
Coding region: 129-548 (139 amino acids)
Biological process (GO): mitochondrial electron transport, NADH to ubiquinone
Source: RefSeq, a predicted model, not a curated record